GUUUCACCUUACUUCCGGGCUGUGUGUUCCAUACACAGGAAGUGAGUUUCUAUUGGUUGCUGCAGCCUUCCAGUUUCCGUCGUGAUCAGACCACUGACCUGUGAGGAACCAGAGUGUUUACUAGACGUGAGGAUGAGAUGCAUUACUGAUUCCCUGAGGAUGGAGCACGACAGGAGUCACAUGUCUGAGAGGAUCCUAAAUCUCACCCUGGAGAUUAUUUACCUGCUGACUGGGGAGGAUUACACCAUAGUGAGGAAGAUAUCUGCUGAGUGUGAAUUACCAAGCAGCAGUCCUGUUGUGUCAGGAGGACUGAGCAGGAUCCAGAGCUCCAUCACGGUGCCUCAAGCUCACUCACUGAUACAUGGGAGACACAAUCACCAGAAGAUCCUGGAACUCACCAACAAGAUCAUUCAGCUGCUGACUGGAGAGGAGGGGGAGUAUAUAGAGGAACACAGGAGUCUGUACAAGGACGUGAUGAUGGAGAAUCACCGGCCCCUCACAUCACUGGAUGGACCCAGUAACCGAGAUACCCCAGAGAGAUGUCCCUGUCCUCUGUAUUCCCAGGAUUGUACAGAGGAGAAUCACAGGAUCCCACAGGAGGAUCAGGGUGAAGAUCCUACAAAUAUAAAGGGAGAAAAAGAGACGUAUGUGACUGAUAUGAAGGCAGAAGAUAUAGAGAGAGAAGAAGAGAGAUAUGUGACUGAUAUGAAGGCAGAAGAUAUAGAGGGAAAAGAAGAGACAUAUGUGACUGAUAUGAAUGCAGAAGAUAUAGAGGGAGAAGAAGAGACGUAUGUGACUGAUAUGAAGGCAGAAGAUAUAGAGGGAGAAGAAGAGACGUAUGUGACUGAUAUGAAGGCAGAAGAUAUAGAGGGAGAAGAAGAGACGUAUGUGACUGAUAUGAAGGCAGAAGAUAUAGAGGGAGAAGAAGAGACGUAUGUGACUGAUAUAAAGGCAGAAGAUAUAGAGGGAGAAGAAGAGACGUAUGUGACUGAUAUGAAGGCAGAAGAUAUAGAGGGAGAAGAAGAGAUGUAUCUGACUAAUAUGAAGGCAGGAGAUACAGAGGGAGAAGAAGAGACGUAUGUGACUGAUAUGAAGGCAGAAGAUACAGAGGGAGAAGAAGAGACGUAUGUGACUGAUAUGAAGGCAGAAGAUACAGAGGGAGAAGAGACGUAUGUGACUGAUAUGAAGGCAGAAGAUACAGAGGGAGAAGAAGAGAUGUAUGUGAGGGGUGAUCAGCAGUGUAAGCAGGAGGAAAUCCCUACAGAUAUCAGCACAGCAGAUGGCGACACAAGCAGGAAUGCUUUGGAGGGAGAUCUCAUCUUGUCUGCAGAUACUGACAUAGCAGAUAACAUCACACAGGAUUCUCCAGGAGACAGCCCCGUUAUGCUAAAUAUACAUCCAGUAACUCUCAGCGCAGAUAUAUCAUCUGAUUCCUCUAACUGUAAGGACUGUUCUCCUGAUACCUCAGAUUUUGUUACACUUAGUGCAGCUCAUACACCUGAUAAAGUAUUUCCCUGUUCUGAGUGUCGGAAAUGUUUUACUCACACAUCAAGUCUUGUUAAACAUCAGAGAAGUCACACAGAUAAGAGGCCAUUUACAUGCUUUGAGUGUGGAAAAUGUUUUACAAACAAAUCCAAUCUUAUUAAACAUCAAAGACUCCACACUGGUGAGAAACUAUUUACGUGUUCUGAGUGUGGGAAAUGUUUCACACAAAAGUCAACUUUAGUUAUACAUCAGAGACGUCACACAGGUGAGAAACCAUUUCCAUGCUCCCAGUGUGGGAAAUGUUUUACACGGAAAUCAGAUCUUGUUAAACAUCAGAGAAUCCACACAAGCAAGAAGCCAUUUCCAUGCUCUGAGUGUGGGAAAUGUUUUACACACAAAUCACAACUUGUUAAUCAUCAGAUAAUCCACACAGGUGCGAAACUAUUUCCAUGCUCUGAGUGUGGAAAAUGUUUUACAAAUAAAUACAAUCUUGUUAAACAUCAAAGACUCCAUACUGGUGAGAAACUAUUUACGUGUUCUGAUUGUGGGAAAUGUUUCACACACAAAUCAACUUUAGUUAUACAUCAGAGACGUCACACAGGUGAGAAACCAUUUCCAUGCUGCCAGUGUGGGAAAUGUUUUACACUGAAAUCAAAUCUUGUUGCACAUUUGAGAUGUCACACAGGUGAGAAACCAUUUCCAUGCUCUGAGUGUGGGAAAUGUUUUACACAGAAAUCAGAUCUUGUUAAACAUCAGAGAAUCCACACAGGCGAGAAGCCAUUUCCAUGCUCCGAGUGUGGGAAAUGUUUUACACACAAAUCAUAUCUUGUUAAUCAUCAGAUAAUCCACACAGGUGGGAAACCAUUUCCAUGCUCUGAGUGUGGGAAAUGUUUUACAAAUAAAUCCAGUCUUGUUAAACAUCAGAGACUCCACAGUGGUGAGAAACUAUUUACGUGUUCUGAGUGUGGGAAAUGUUUCAUACAAAAAUCAACUUUAGUUAUACAUCAGAGACGUCACACAGGUGAGAAACCAUUUCCAUGCUCUGAGUGUGAGAAAUGUUUCACAAAUAAAUCCGAUCUUGUUAAACAUCAGAAAAUCCACACAGGUGAGAAACUAUUUCCAUGCUCUGACUGUGGGAAAUGUUUUACACAGAAAUCGGUUCUAGUUAGACAUCAGAGAAGUCACACAGGAGACAAACCAUUUCCAUGCCCUGAGUGUGGGAAAUGUUUCACACAAAAAUCAACUUUAGUUAUACAUCAGAGACGUCACACAGGUGAGAAACCAUUUCCAUGCUCUGAGUGUGGGAAAUGUUUCACAAAUAAAUCCGAUCUUGUUAAACAUCAGAAAAUCCACACAGGUGAGAAACUAUUUCCAUGCUCUGACUGUGGGAAAUGUUUUACACAGAAAUCAACUCUAGGUAGACAUCAGAGAAGUCACACAGGAGAGAAACCAUUUCCAUGUCCUGAACGUCACAUGAGGAUGAGAUACGUCACUGAUUCCCUGAGGAUGGAGAACGACUGCAGUCACAUGACUGAGAGGAUACUAAAUCUCACCCUGGAGAUCAUCUACCUGCUGACUGGGGAGGGUGAAGAUCUGACUAAUAUAAAGGGAGAAGAAGAGACGUAUGUGACUGAUAUGAAGGCAGAAGAUAUAGAGGGAGAAGAAGAGACGUAUGUGACUUAUAUGAAGGCAGAAGAUAUAGAGAGAGAAGAGACGUAUGUGACUGAUAUGAAGGCAGAAUAUAUAGAGGGAGAAGAGACGUAUGUGACUGAUAUGACGGCAGAAGAUAUAGAGGGAGAAGAAGAGACGUAUGUGACUGAUAUGACGGCAGAAGAUAUAGAGGGAGAAGAAGAGACGUAUGUGACUGAUAUGAAGGCAGAAGAUAUAGAGGGAGAAGAAGAGACGUAUGUGACUGAUAUGAAGGCAGAAGAUACAGAGGGAGAAGAAGAGACGUAUGUGACUGAUAUGAAGGCAGAAGAUACAGAGGGAGAAGAAGAGACGUAUGGGACUGAUAUGAAGGUAGAAGAUAUAGAGGGAGAAGAAGAGACGUAUGUGACUGAUGUGAAGGCAGAAGAUAUAGAGGGAGAAGAAGAGACGUAUGUGACUGAUAUGAAGGCAGAAGCUAUAGAGGGAGAAGAAAAGACGUAUGUGAGGGGUGAUCAGCAGUGUAAGGAGGAGGAAAUCCCUACAGAUAUCAGCAUUGCAGAUGGAGGCACAAGCAGGAAUGCCUUGGAGGGAUAUCUCAUCUUGUCAGUAGAUACUAAAACAGAAGAGAACAUCAAACAGGAUUCUCCAGGAGACAGCCCCGUUAUGCUAAAUAUACAUCCAGUACCUCUCAGCGCAGAUAUAUCAUCUGAUCCCUCUAACUGCGAGGACUGGUCUCCUGAUACCUCAGAUUUUGUUGCACAUCGUGCAGCUCAUACACCUGAUAAAGUAUUUCCCUGUUCCGAGUGUGGGAAAUGUUUCACAAAGAAAUCAAAACUAGUUGCACAUCAGAGAAGUCACACAGGAGACAAACCAUUUCCAUGCUCUGAGUGUGGGAAAUGUUUCCCACAUAAAUCAACUUUAAUUAUACAUCAGAGACAUCACACAGGUGAGAAACCAUUUCCAUGCUCGGAUUGUGGGAAAUGUUUUACACAGAAAUCAGCUCUAGUUACACAUCAGAGAAGUCACACAGGAGAAAAACCAUUUCCAUGUACUGAGUGUGGGAAAUGUUUUACACACAAAUCAGUUCUUGUUAAUCAUCAGAGACUCCACACAGGUGAGAAACCAUUUCCAUGCACGGCGUGUGGGAAAUGUUUUACACAGAAAUCAGCUAUAGUUACACAUCAGAGAAGUCACACAGGAGAAAAACCAUUUCCAUGUCCUGAGUGUGGAAAAUGUUUUACACAGAAACCAAUGCUAAUUACACAUCAGAGAAGUCACACAGGUGAGAAACCAUUUCCAUGUUCUGAGUGUGGAAAAUGUUUUACAACUAAAUCAAAACUUGUUCAUCAUCAAAGAAUUCACACAGGUGAGAAACCAUUUCCAUGUUCUGAGUGUGGAAAAUGUUUUACAACUAAAGCAAAACUUGUUAAUCAUCAAAGAAUUCACACAGGUGAGAAACCAUUUCCAUGCUUGGAGUGUGGGAAAUGUUUUACACACAAAUCUGAUCUUGUUAAACAUCAGAGAAGUCACACAGGUGAGAAACCAUUUCCAUGCUCGGAGUGUGGGAAAUGUUUUACACGCAAAUCAGUUCUUGUUAAACAUCAGAGACUCCACACAGGUGAGAAACCAUUUCCAUGCUCUGAGUGUGGGAAAUGUUUUACACAGAAAUCCGCUCUACUUAGACAUCAGAGAAGUCACACAGAAGGAAAACUAUUUCCAUGUCCUGAGUGUGGGAAAUGUUUUAAACGGAAAUCACAUCUUUUUGGACAUCAGAGAAGUCACACAGGUGAGAAACCAUUUCCAUGCUCUGAGUGAGGGAAAUGUUUCACACAUAAAUCAACUUUAGUUUUACAUCAGAGACGUCACACAGGUGAGAAACCAUUUCUAUGCCCUGAGUGUGGGAAAUGUUUUACACAGAAAUCAGAUCUUUUUAGACAUCAGAUUUCACACAGUAUGUUUACUAGACGUCACGUGAGGAUGAGAUGCGUCACUGAUUCCCUGAGGAUGGAGAACGACAGCAGUCACGUGACUGAGAGGAUACUAAAUCUCACCCUGGAGAUCAUCUACCUACUGACUGGGGAGGAUUACACAGUAGUGAAGAAGUCAUCCGGUGAGUGUGAAACACCCAGCAGCCACUCCUGUGUGUCAGGAGGACUGAGCAGGACACAGUGCCCCAUCACAGUGCCUCUACCUCACUCACUGAUACAUGAGAGGCACAAUGACCAGAGGAUCCUGGAACUCACCAACAAGAUCAUUCAGCUGCUGACUGGAGAGGAGGAUGAGUAUAUAGAGGAACACAGGGGUCUGUACAAGGACGUGAUGAUGGAGAGUCACCGGCCCCUCACAUCACUGGAUGGGCCCAGUAACAGAGAUACCCCAGAGAGAUGUCCCCGUCCUCUGUAUUCCCAGGACUGUACAGAGGAGAAUCACAGGAUCCCACAGGAGGAUCAGGGUGAAGAUCUUACAAAGAUAAAAGGAGAAGAGACGUAUGUGGCUGAUAUGAAGGCAGAAGAUACAGAGGGAGAAGAAGAGACGUAUGUGACUGAUAUGAAAGUAGAAGAUAUAGAGGGAGAAGAAGAGACGUAUGUGACUGAUAUGAAGGCAGAAGAUACAGAGGGAGAAGAAGAGACGUAUGUGACUGAUAUGAAGGUAGAAGAUAUAGAGGGAGAAGAAGAGACGUAUGUGACUGAUAUGAAGGCAGAAGAUACAGAGGGAGAAGAAGAGACGUAUGUGACUGAUAUGAAGGUAGAAGAUAUAGAGGGAGAAGAAGAGACGUAUGUGACUGAUAUGAAGGCAGAAGAUAUAGAAGGAGAAGAAGAGACGUAUGUGAGGGGUGAUCAGCAGUGUAAGGAGGAGGAAAUCCCUACAGAUAUCAGCACAGCAGAUGGAGGCACAAGCAGGAAUGCCUUGGAGGGAGAUCUCAUCUUGUCUGCGGAUACUGACAUAGAAGAUAACAUCACACAGGAUUCUCCAGGAGACAUCCCCGUUAUGCUAAAUAUACAUCCAGUACCUCACAGUACAGAUAUAUUAUCUGAUCCCCCUAACUGCGAGGACUGUUCUCCUGAUACCUCAGAUUUUGUUACACAUCAUGCAGCUCAUACACCUGAUAAUAUAUUUCCCUGUUCCGAGUGUGGGAAAAAUUUCCCACAUAAAUCAACUUUACUUAGACAUCAGAGACAGCACACAGGUGAGAAACCAUUUCCAUGCUCUGAGUGUGGGAAAUGUUUUACACAGAAAUCAGUUCUAGUUAGACAUCAGAGAAGUCACACAGGAGAAAAAAUAUUUCCAUGUCCUAAGUGUGGGAAAUGUUUUACACAGAAACAAUUUCUAAUUAGACAUAAGAGAAGUCACACAGGUGAGAAACCAUUUCCAUGCUCUGAGUGUGGAAAAUGUUUCCCAUAUAAAUCAACUUUAAUUACACAUCAGAGACAUCACACAGGUGAGAAACCAUUUUCAUGCUCGGAGUGUGGGAAAUGUUUUACACACAAAUCAGUUCUUGUUAAACAUCAGAGACUCCACACAGGUGAGAAACCAUUUCCAUGCUCUGAGUGUGGGAAAUGUUUUACACAGAAAUCAGUUCUAGUUAGACAUCAGAGAAGUCACACAGGAGAAAAACCAUUUCCAUGUCCUGAGUGUGGGAAAUGUUUUACAGAGAAACAAUUUCUAAUUAGACAUAAGAGAAGUCACACAGGUGAGAAACCAUUUCCAUGCUCUGAGUGUGGGAAGUGUUUUACAACUAAAUCAGAACUUAUUAAUCAUCAAAGAAUUCACACAGGUGAGAAACCAUUUCCAUGCUCUGAGUGUGGGAAAUGUUUAACAACUAAAUCAAAACUUGUUAAUCAUCAAAGAAUUCAUACAGGUGAGAAACCAUUUCCAUGCUCUGAGUGUGGGAAAUGUUUUACAACUCACACAGAUCUUGUUAAACAUCAGAGAAGUCACACAGGUGAGAAACCAUUUCCAUGCUCGGAGUGUGAGAAAUGUUUUACAAACAAAUCAGUUCUUGUUAAACAUCAGAGACUCCACACAGGUGAGAAACCAUUUCCAUGCUCUGAGUGUGAGAAAUGUUUUACACAGAAAUCAGCUCUAGUUAGUCAUCAGAGAAGUCACACAGGUGAGAAACCAUUUCCAUGCUCUGAGUGUGGGAAAUGUUUUACACACAAAUCACAACUUUUUAGACAUCAGAUUUCACACAGUAGAAAAGAAUUACUAUGAGUUGAUACAAAACAGGUUUGUAGCACAGCUCCUGUCACACAGUAUUUGAACAAUGUAAGUUAACCAUCUGCAGACAAUUGGAAUGGAUGUCCUAUAAGACUGGAGUAGAUCACCAGAGUAAAACUAAACCUGAGUACACACUAAACAAUAUGUACCCAGUCCAGCAUCACUGCUGCCGGGACCCUGCAUGUGGCAUGUGCAUACUGCAGGGCCAACGGGGGAUGUCACUAGUGACCCGUGGGAGAGUAUACCAUGGGUACACACUAGACCAUUAUUCUGUUAGAUAUUGGGCCCACUCUCCACAGUAAUAACAUUGUUGUUUUGUAUCAUCUACAUUUUGUGCAUUUCAGUCUAACACGUAAAAAGAUAAAACAUUAUCAUUUUUAAAAACAGAUUUCAUUAUGGAAACUCGUGUAAAAUCCAACUUUUAUGUUGUAUUGGAAUGGUGGAUAAAUGGUGACUCACAAACCAAAAAGUAGUUCUUGGUGGGUAGAAACAAAUGAAAGAUGCAGCAGACAAGGAGUGUGGUUUGUAUAGUGCAUUAUGUUGUGUAUUGGGAAACCCUUUCUCCAUGUCACACAUAAAGUGCACGGAAAGUA
Pseudophryne corroboree (corroboree frog) is the source of this 7943-nucleotide messenger RNA. RefSeq lists its product as uncharacterized. Lineage: Eukaryota; Metazoa; Chordata; Amphibia; Anura; Myobatrachidae. The record is from RefSeq and is a predicted model, not a curated record.